AUGAUAUUUUAUCCCCAGCUGGGUAGUUUCCCCGAGGUUGGUAUCUACGAUUCUCCGCAAGCCAGCGUGCCCAAGUUGAUUUGGACCUACUGGGAGAACUUGCACCAGGAGAACACCAACUACACUGCCCAAGCGCAAAUCCAUUCGCUCUUGGCGCUCUGUGAACAGUCCUGGAGGAGACUCAACCCAGGAUGGACAGUGCACGUCCUUGACCAGGAGACGGUUUGGCACUUUGUCUCGCGAGAGGAUUUACCUCGAGGCUUCGAUCGCUUGAAGAUCCAACAUCGGUCAGAUGCCAUUCGAUUGGCACUGUUGGUGAAAUAUGGCGGUGUUUGGCUGGAUGCCACGGUCCUACUCCUUCGACCGCUGAGCAUGAUGAUCCAGGAGGCUGAUCCCAGCGUCAGGUUUUUCUAUGUCAACCGUGGACUCAAAGGUCUGCCAACUGUGGAUACCCAAAAGUACUCGGAACACCGCUACACCGCGGAUUUCCACGUGGAGAACUGGUUCUUCGCGUCUCCGCCACAGGAUCCGCUCACAACGCGCACCUUGAAUUGUGUGAAGCGUUUGCACGAUGAAGGAGAUACGAAACAUCUCACGGACUACCCUGAGGUCUUUACGCCGAGGCAGGUGGAGGACCUCCACGCUUUGGGCGAGUGGGCCUACAUCGCCACGGACGCCUGCAUCUUCAAGACCUUGGAUGAGGAUCGUGCUCUUACCGAGUGGUGGUUGAGCCCGAAGGUUCACAGACGAAACUUCUUGGGACACUUGAACCCUCAAUGGUUUGAAAAUCAGCAUCAAACCAUGGUGGAUAUGUUUUACCGAAUCAACCCUGAGAUUGUGCAAGUCUUGACGGAUGGAGAGUUGUUUUUGUUGAAAUUCACCACCGAGAUGCGAGGGGCGUUGAUCGAUCCCAUCUCCCCUCUGGAAAUGUAUGGCUGCGUUGAGAGCUCUUGGAGCAUCGUUCUGUUGGCCAUUGGCCUCUCAAACAUCACCAAGUGCGACGAACUUCGCAAGCCUGGCGCCAACGAGUGGCUUCCGGUGCCGGGUCCGGUCAUCACAGUGACCACCCGAACACAGGGAAUUCCAGUUUUCCAAGACAUCAAAGAUGCUUUGAUGCGCUUACGGAAGAGGAAACCCUCUACCCACGCCGCGGUGGGUGGGAAGGUGGAUAAGCUUCAAAUGACCGACUGCUUCCGCAAUGGGGACUUUGUUCGUGCUCAGGUCUUAACUACUGCUGUGGGAGAUCACUUGGGAGUGCCAAAGCUGGCGAUUUUGGACCGUGGACCGCGGCAGUUCAUGAAGUGCCCCAUCACGGGGAAAAAGGAGUCCAGUAUGAUUAUGUGGGGGUUGAUUGCGCAGACGCUGAAGAAGCUGUCGGAAGAGGAGCUGAUUGCGUUUCCGACGAUCAUCGCCAUGUUCAAGCAGCAGAGCCAAGACCCAAGAUUCCUGACUCAGUGGAGCAGCGCUGUCGUCAAGCGAGAAUACGAGGGAAUUGCGGCCUGGGCUAGUGCAGAUGAGCUGCUACACAUCUGGGAUUACCACAAGGAGAAUCCAAAGGUUUUGGUGCUGCCGGCCGAUUCGGCCAUCGUCUCGGUGGCGCUCUGUCCCCCACGUCUUGGGGUCUUCGAUCAGCAGGUGCAGUGGCUUCUGGUGAUUUGCACACGGCUCACAGUCAGUCUGGUUGGACUUCACUAUGAGCCCUCCACUGGACUCGCAAGGCCUACCGAUCGAUCCCUCAACUCCCAAAAGCCCGAGACGACCUUGGUGACCACAGCAGGCGUUGCGACUUCACUCUUUCAUCCAAGACCAGGCACCGACGAAGCGGAUGGCCUGACACUGCUGCAACUGGAAGGCUAUAGCGCGCGUUGCGAGGGUGCGCUCUUUCAUCUCAUCCGACACACCUCGGACGGGCACAUCCUGCUGGCCUCGGGAGCACCACAGGUCUAUGAGCUCGCCUACUCUCAAAGUGCGGGCUGGUUCACCUCGAAAUGCCGCCUGAUUCGCCACGCGGGUGGGCUACAGGAAACCUUGGAUGGAUACUUUGGAUGGUUCAGCAAUGGCGACUUCGCUUGUUGGAAUGCGCUUCCCAGGCCCGUGUUGAACUGGGGUGCCUUGGUGAAAAGGAUCUUGAAGAUCCGAAAGUUACAGAGGUUGUUCGCCUUUGUGGGGCCAGUAGACCCCAUGGUGAUGAUGGCGCAAAUGCUCCAACAAAUGCAUGUGGCCAACCAGAACACCAUGCAGCUGAUCCAACAGAAUCAGCAAGCAAUGGAGGCCAGAGACGCAGCGAUGAGGCAAGCUUUGGGCGUGCAGAGAGAAGAGACGACUGAGUCCGUGAGAGUGUUGAGUGAGUCCUUGGCAAAGCUGGCACCCAAGGACAAGUCAGGAGUGGUCGAUGUUAAAGGAGUCGGCAAACCUGAGGUGCUCCAAGGCGAGACAAAAGAGCAAAUAAAGCAGAAGUGGCCUCUAUGGUCAUUUGGUUUCACGACGUGGUUCGUAUCCCAAUACGAACAAGCAGAUGAGAUGUUGAAGUGGGCGGCAGCCUACAACGGAGUCGUGGAUGAUCGGGCGAUAGAGCUUGAAGUGGCCACCAGGCCAGGAUGGGAUGAUGCUGCUCGAGUGAACCGGCAGCUACACACGGCCUUGGUGUCCUUGACCAAGGGUGAGACUCUGUCUAUCCUACGCAAUUCGUUAGCCCAAAGUGGACUUGAUGGAUGGAGGCGACUUAGUCGAGAGUACGAGCCGCAGACCGCGCAGUCCAACUACCACUUGUUGGCAAAAGUGUUGAGGCCUACAAAGGCCAAGGACUUGUCGAGCCUACGUGGAGCUAUCGAGACGUGGGAACGUCUCUACACUCAGUACCAAGAGAGGACCAGUGACGCGUUGAGCGAUCCCACUCGUCGCCUAUGCCUUCAGUCUUUGUGCCCUGACUCUCUAGCUGAACACCUGGACUUACACGCAAGCAGACUCGCGAGCUACGAUGCUAUGAGGGCUGAGAUCGACACGUACUUGGACAUCAAGACGUCGGUUCCCAUGCGCAAUCCGGACGCCAUGGAUGUUGACUGUUGGGACAGGACCGGAAAAGGCAAAGGAACUGGCGGAAAGAACGGAAAAGGCAAGAAGUCUGACGGCAAAGGCAAAGGGUCCUGGAAAGGAUCCAACAAAGGUAAAGAUUCCAAAGGCAAAGGAAAGCCUGGGAUUAAGUCUCUGGAAGGAGAGGCGCAGGACUCCAAAGAAAAGGGUGCUGAGGCUGAAAUCCAAGCGAUUUUCGUCCUGGAGGAGAGCAAGCCUAAGUCCGACGAGGAAUCCAGUAGAGGAAAGUCCACCGGUGAAGGCCGAGGAAAAGGAACUGGGUCAACCGAGGCGUUUAUCCGCUCUCUCCUUACCAACCUGAAGUCGGUGGAAGCGCGAGAGAUUCACCGAGCCAAAGUCGAGCUGAGCAAAGGAGGAUCCGACGAGGAUCGUCAACGGAAGUUGGAGGAGGAAAUCGCGGCAAGAAAGCAACAGCUUGAGGUCCUGAAAGGACGGAGUGCACGCUUCGAAGAAGAUCCACGGUACCGACAGGACAUCCGCGCUGGCCACAGCGUGCGGCUGUCCAAGCGAAAAUGGAAAAGCCGCGUGCGAGCGGCAAAGCACCGUGCGGAAGGGUCCACCGAAAGGGCCUUUGAAAGAAAGGAGCUUGACAACAAAUGGCACGCCAAGUUCCGCGGUUCGACCGAGGAUGUCGAGUGGAAAGCUGGAGUGGACACUCGCCGCCAACACCAGAUCGACCGAUACGGAGGUCGGUUCGAAGGAGACCGGGAGGACUUGCGGCCUGACUUGGUGAUGAGGGCUCUGAACUAUAAGGAGCGGAAGGAGUUCCGCCAGGAGGACGAUGAGCCUCUGGAAGAAGUCAAGUUUCGCAAUUGGUCCAGACCGCAAUGGAUGAAGCGCAACACAGCCGAGGCCAAGCACAAACACCUCAAGAGAACGGGUUGGAGACUCAGCCUGUUGCGGCAACGGAGCAAGGCUAAACGGGCGAAGUUAUGGAAGGAAGGUGCCCAUGUCCGCGCACGGAAAGGGUCGCUUCGACCGCUUCCGGCGGACAAAGGGUCCACGAAGAGAGAGCCAGACUUCGAGUUGCUCGCAGACCAGGCCUGGGCCAGAAAGAAGGCCAGGAUUGAGGAGCCGAACCUGGAAAACCUUGUAGACGUGGCUUGGUCCAGGAAGGAGAUCAAGACCCUGUCGCAAAAUCUUGAAUCGGCAGAAGACGACCAGGAAGCCGCUGAGAUCGAAGAGGAGAUCAGGGUGCAUGAGGCCAAAAUUGCAUCUUUGAUGCCGAGCAACGAGCAGAGAGACGAGCCACCAUCCACCGCAUGUGGGAGCCGAGACGUGCCCUGCAACGACUAUGAGGAGGUGGUUGUCGAAGAGGAGCCUGUGGUUGGACAACCCGACGUCUCUGAGGAUGACGAUGAGACUUGGGGGAAAUGGAAACCGAGUCAAUGCUUGGUGGACUUGGGGUUCUCCAAACAGGAGGCCCAUCAUUUGGUGCGCCACUACCGUGACGAGGGCUCCGUGGAGAGCCUUGAGAUCUUCAGCGUGGACGAGCCGGCAAUCGACGGCGAAUGGGAAAAGGUCUACGUCACUGUCGACAGUGGAGCUGCUGUUACUUGCUUUCCGGAAUCCCUGGUCCAAGGUUACCAAGUGGGUGAUCACUCUGGGCCAAAGCAGUAUACCAGUGCUUCAAACCACGAAGUGACGGCGUUGGGAAGCGCCAGCCCUGUGAUCUGCUUUGAAGAUUGGCAGGUCAACAAGGUCGAGGCUGUGGUGCUGUCCCCUCUGAAGAGGCCGUUGUUCAGCACCAGCCGAAUGGUUGCGGCCGGAUGGAGGAUUGUCCACGACAGUGAAGAGAACGGAGGAUCAUUUGCCUUGCAUCGGGCAAGUGGAAGGAAGUUGAAGAUGAUCGUCAUGGGCGGUGUCUACAAGAUGCCCGUUUGGGUUAAGCGCAAGCAGUCAUCAGAAGGAAAAGUUUCACCCAGCCAUUUUGGCCAAUCCCACGGACCGGAUCGUUUCGAUCGUGUCCGAAAUUCUGACAUUGCACCAGUGGAAGGAGAAUUCGAAGAGGAAAGCCUUGUGCCUUCACCAAGUGUAAUGGAGGAUGAAUCGCAUCCGCCGCAGCAAGGAGAACCAGCAGGCGAGUAUGAGGAAACCGAGCCUGGGUUUGAAGUGGACGAAGAUGAGGCUCAAAGUGCAGGUGUCCAAAAGACCCCGAUGCUUCCAAGCCAAAGUGAGAUUGACGAGCACAACCUCACUCACCUGCCGUUCCGAAACUGGUGCCCGUUUUGUAUCCGUGGGAGAGGACUUUCUUCGGGGCAUUUUGCCCGCAGGAGUGUUGACGAACAGCAAAUUCCCACCAUAUCGGUGGAUUACUGUUUCAUGGGCGAUUCGGCCACAAGAAGUGCAGAUUUGCCUGUGAUAGUGGUCCGGGACAGAAGGACCAAGUCGGUGUGGGCACACCCUGUGCCUUCCAAAGGAGUUGAAAAUCCCUUCGGAGCCAACCAGCUGUUGAAGGACCUUGAGUCCACAGGGUACAAGCGUGUCAUCUUGAAAGGUGACCAGGAAAGCAGCGUUCAAGCUAUGCUGCAACGAGUUAAGAAUGGGUUCCAAGGGGAGUGCGUCCUGGAAGAGGCGCCUGUGGAAGCUCACGAAAAGGCCAACGGAGAAGCGGAGAGGGCCAUCCAAAUGGUCCAAGGAAUGGCAAGAACCCUGAAGGAGUUCGUGGAGUACCACGCCGAGGUCGAGUUGAAAGCUGACCAUCCUGCACUCACUUGGCUCGUGGAACAUGCAGCCACUCUACUUACUCUCUACCACAAGGGAGUUCCAAAGGAUGGAAUGACUGCCUAUCAGAGGAUGAAGGGCAAGCCUUGGAGGGUACCAAUCCCUUCUUGGGGUGAACUCGUGGAGUUUCGACUUCGCGGUCGGUCAAAAAUGGAGUCGCGAUGGCAGCCAGGUAUCUUUGUGGGGAUUAACCGUAACUCUACAGAGAAGGCAGUGGCUACCCCCGAAGGAAUUCACUGGGUAGUUAGUCUGCGAAGAAAACCGGAGUUGGCCCGGUGGGAUGGUGCCAUGUUGAAAAAGAUCAGGGGAGUACCCUGGAACCCGGACGGUUCCGAGAGUGAAAGGUUGGACAAACCCUUGUCCUUAAAAGCAGAAGUUCCAGAGGUCGACGUUCGGGAGCCUGAGCCGUUUCGGCUCGAGCCCGCGAGUAGGAACUUGUACAUAACCCAAAAGAACCUUGAGAAGUUCGGCUACACAGCCGGAUGUCCAGCGUGCGACAGUGCACGAGUCGGUAAGAGGAAGCCCGGAAUAGCUCACAGUGCCAGUUGCCGGAUUCGACUGGAGAAAGCGGUCUCUGAAGACCCCGUGGAGAAGGAACGAUACGAUCGAGCCUUGCUGAAGGCGGCGGAAGCCGAGUUAGCUGCAGCGCAGAAGCAAAAGGAGGCUGAGAAAGCGGAAGCCGUGGUGGUCGACCAGAAGGAAGCUGGUGGAGCUGAGGCAUCAUCAGCAUCGGAUCCUUCGAAGUCUGGAAGGAUCGGACCUGCUCUAACGGCAAGGGCCGCUUCGGCCGCUGCCGGAGAAGAGGUUAGCAGUCCCAAGAGGUCAGUGGAGACUGGCCCAAUGACCGAAGAGAGGUCCCCGACUAGGAGGCGAGCCACAGAAGGCAGCCCCUCCAAGAGAAAGCAUGAGGGAGGAGGCGAAGAAGAAAUUGAAGCGUCGCAAGAGGCGCGUGUGGUCGACACUCGCGUGAUCGACACAGAAGCCUCGAUCAAUGAGUUGAUUGAGAUGCACCACGAUGAGUGCGUGUGUGCCAUAAUCGAUGAGGCAACAGAGCGGGGAGAGACCCGACCGGUGUGUGAAGAGCCAGAUUUCUUCGAAGCUCACUUCGAAGAAUUCUAA
Molecule: messenger RNA, 6933 nt
Organism: Cladocopium goreaui
Lineage: Eukaryota; Dinophyceae; Suessiales; Symbiodiniaceae
Source: the annotation of a GenBank genome assembly